AUGUUGAGGGCGACUCUCCUUGGGCCCCUUUCGACGAUCAAGAGCCAGACAACGCGCAGGAUCACUCAGAGGAACAUGCAGGCGCAGGCUGCGGCGGGCUUGCCCAGCGAGCUGCACCCGAGGGCUGCAACCGUGCUUACGUUCUGGUUCGGCCCUGACUUUCCCAAACAAGUCCCGCACGACGUCCACAGCGCCGAGGCGAGGAAGUGGUUCUUCGGCGGCACUGCGGUGGACGACGAGAUUCGCGAGCUGUUCGCGGACGAGGUCGGGGCCGUCAUCGGCGGCGGGCUGACGGAGUGGCGAACGACGCCACUGGGCAAGCUGGCGCGCAUCAUUGUCGCGGACCAGUUCACGCGGAACGUCCACCGCGGGAGCCCCAAGGCGUACGCAGGCGACCCGAUUGCCUUGCAGGAGGCCCUCGGCAUGAUGGAGGCGGGGGAGGACAAGCAGCUGCGCGCCAUCGAGCGCUCCUUUGCGUACCUCCCGCUGGAACACAGCGAGUCGCUCGACAUGCAGGACAGCGCCGUCGCGGCGUUCGAGGAGCUGUUCGAGGACGUCAGGGCACGCAGCGGGCUCCCGGAGGACGGCGGUGCGUUCGGCGCAGUGGUGGGGCAGUUUGAGCAGUUCAAGGACUUCGCGGUCAAACACCGGGAGGUCGUGGCCAGGUGGGGGAGGUUCCCGGGGCGGAACCAGGCGCUGGGGAGGGAGAGCACGCCAGAGGAGACCCGGGGGCUCGCGGACGGGAGCAUCCCUAAGUUCUGA
Molecule: messenger RNA, 762 nt
Organism: Pedinophyceae sp. YPF-701
Lineage: Eukaryota; Viridiplantae; Chlorophyta; Pedinophyceae
Source: the annotation of a GenBank genome assembly